Acaulospora morrowiae is the source of this 3012-nucleotide messenger RNA. Lineage: Eukaryota; Fungi; Glomeromycota; Glomeromycetes; Diversisporales; Acaulosporaceae. The record is from the annotation of a GenBank genome assembly.
AUGACACCCCAACCCAUGAAUUUUACGUCAGAUGAUAAAGUGGAGGUUGACGUAAAUAAUUUAUUGAUUAUCUCGUCAUAUUGCAUAUCGGUUCUGGGAAUAAUGACUACGAUAGAGUUGUUGGGAAGACGAAAUUCCAAACACAAUAGAAUGGACUACUUUAAAUUGAUGGGUGGGGCUUUUUGUCUUGGAUUUGUCGGAAUAUGGUCCGCGCAUUUUAUAGGCAUGAAAGCAUUAAGUUUCCGAGUUCAUAUAAGACCACAAUCGAUAGCAUACAAUCCUUGGUUCACUCUAUCCUCAUUGAUUAUCGCGGUAGCGACUUCUAACCUAGCGUUCUUCUUGGUUCGAAGGAAAAAUGAUAACAAAAGGAUUUUCUUUGGUGGCAUCUUAUCUGGUUCUGGUCUCGCGUUCAUGCACUACAUUAGUCAAUUUGCCGUAUCCACUUGCAUUAUUCGAUAUGAUCCCCUCUAUGUUGGGCUCAGUGUCCUCGUCUCCAUAGCGGUUAAUAUCAUCGAUUUGUACAUUUUCUUUAGAUUGCGCAGAUGGCAAUAUCGUUGGUAUAAAAAACUAUUCUGUGCCAUGAUUGUGGGAUUGAAUUUGUGCGGAGUGUACAUUGUCGCUUACCGAGGAACCAGUUAUUCUAACUUUUCAAUUCAUGAAGUCGAGAAAUCAAAUGAGGAAUUGUUGGUCGGAGCAAUCGGCGCUGGAUCGAUCUUCACAUGUACCUUCUUACUGGCCGUGGUUACGAUAGUCAGAAGUAAAGAGUUAAACCGUAAAGUAUACGCUCAAAAGGUCGCAUUAGGUGCAGUCAUUUAUGAUGAGAAUGGAAGGAUACUGGUCACAAAGGACGGUCACUUGCCGUAUGAAAAAAUUUCCAAUGAAUUUUCUCAGGGCCUGGAAACUGAAUUCACUUCUCAACAUCCAGUAUUCCAAUGGAUCUAUCGCCUUACGUACGAUUGGGGUAGCAUUAAGAAAUGGCUUCCAUAUAUCGAAGCUCAUAUGAAAAAAAACCCUAAAUCGCGUAUAGGGGCUGGUAAUUAUCUUUCGGAUACAUAUGCCGUACAAUUCAUAGAAAUGUUUAUCCACAGCGCUAAACUACUGGCCGAAUCCUUGAACACUCCACUCGACGAAGCAGGAAUUCUGUUUGAUCAUGUAUUGGUCACAGGGAGUUAUUCUGAGCAGACUUAUGAUUCAAGAAAAAAAAGAAAUACAAAAUUCGGGAACAAAAUGGAGCACGAGUUGGGUAAAAACACCAGAAUUAAUAGUAAUGCUGAUGAGUCCAAUGAAAGUAUUGAUAUCAAGGAAGAUGUUUAUCAGAUAUCGAAUGACAAUAACCAGUCGACACCACUCCCUUCAAAAUUCGGGAAAGGGCAAAUGAUAUUCCUCGUGAAACAAAUAAAUUCUGGGACCAGUAACCCUAAUUCGAGAUUUGAUCGCACGCCAAUUCAAAUUCAGAAUCGAGUGGAGUCCACAUCCAGUUCAAGCUCACAUCAUCCAAAUUUCAAAGAAAUCGAAAAAUAUAAAAAGUUAGGAUGCGAAUUUGUUUCUCCGCAAUCAAUUGCCCCAACGAUGGCCGAACAGAUUGGCAUUACCUCAGCGCAGAUGAAAAUUUAUUUUGAAAAAAUGUUUCAUUAUUCGAAGAACGGUUUGUCCCGAAUAAUGGAGGAAAAUUGCGUGUAUACUGGGUUAUUUGUCACCAGGAAUGAGAAUCGAGAUAAUGGAGUAACGAGUAAGGGUGGUGGUGGUGACAAUAAAUUUAGAAGCAGUGGCUUUAGCAGUUUCAGUAGUGCGGACAAUACGAGGAUCUCGGUAUUAUCUCGAAAAGGUGACCGCAUUUUACCGGAAGAAGAACAGAUUAUGGUGAUGGAUCACUUUCGGCAUCAAAUACCGAUCUCAAAAUUACCCUCGGUAAAAAACAUUGGUAACAUAGAGAAGGAAUAUAUCAAACGUAAAUCCGGAAUCACGGUAACUGAAUUUAUGCAGCAGCUUGGCCAUUCAUUUUUUGGUACCGCCACAAAAAUUGAUGAUGAUGACCUUAUGGAAAAUCAAAGAAAAAAAAAUACCCGGGAAACUAGACACGAAAACAAAGGGAAAAGAUUAUUAUCAAGGAUUUCUAUCAAUAAGAUUAUACAAAGCCCAUCGCGAAAACGUUCUGUCCCUGAUGAAUUGCACAGCGACAAUUCAUUACCAUCGUCUCCAAGCUCCCUCGAAACACCUUAUGAAGCUGAUGAGCAAGAGUUGCCAAACUAUGACGAUAACAUCCUUCCAGUUGACGAUUACGCAAGUGAUAGUCUGUAUGAAUUUCGGCAUGGCCUGGAUCAAUCUUUGCACCGAUUGACCAAUAUCAUUAACGAGGAUCAAUUGUAUACGGAUGCUAGACUGGUCCCAAUCAUCUUUGAAGUCCCCAUUAAUAGUGGUGAUGUUAACUUGGUCUCUGAUGAAAUUUCUCAGAAUGUCUCUGCGCCUUCGUCUACCAUAAUAUCAUCUAUAUCACUGGUUGGAAGCACCUCCUCGAUUGUGCCUUCACCGUUAACCUUGGCAUUGCCGACUUCACAUCGAACUAAAAAGUCCGCGAAAUUAAUUAUAUUUCAUCUGAAGCUUCCCCAGGACGUCAAGCCAAAAUUGACUAGGGGCGAGGUGUGCUUCAUUCCAUUUGGUAUGUUCGAGAUUUAUCAAAACGUCUUGUAUUAUAACAAUGAGCAAGAGAUGAAGAAUUGGAGGAGAACGGUUGACAAUGAAAUCGGUAAAAUAGUGAGGAAAAAGGAAAGUACAAUGAAGCGAGGUAGGGUUUUUAUGCAUAGGAGUCGGAAGACUGAAGAUGAGAAUGUAAUUGAGAUGAUGACUAUGGGUGGAAAUCGCCUCGUGACAGUAAACGAAGAGCAUAGCGACAAUGAGAGUGCGGAUGUAAAGGUCCACGAAGAAAAGCGUUGGUAUCAUGUUAUUAUUGAGGGAUCAUAUAACAAUAUGAGUGAUGGAAGUCGAAAUAAUGAUGGCGAGAGUGAGAAUGGUUGA